Molecule: messenger RNA, 5278 nt
Organism: Dreissena polymorpha
Lineage: Eukaryota; Metazoa; Mollusca; Bivalvia; Myida; Dreissenidae
Exons: 14
Coding region: 390-2768 (792 amino acids)
Source: RefSeq, a predicted model, not a curated record
UGCAACUCAACUUAAAAAUUGAUAAAAUGACAAAGUCAUCAUUGUAAUUUAAUCUGUCAUACGCAGUUUGUGUAAUGCGUAUUCAUAUCGAUAACUACGAGAGGAGUCUCUUAUAUCUAUAACCUAAAUUCUUAUGAGAUAUAUGAAAUAUUAACAUGUGGGCAUGAGGUAGUUUUCACAACUUUAACAUAUAAUUUGUAAACGGACUUUUAGCUAACAUUCCAGAACAUGACGGAUUUAUCUUAAAUAUAUCAGGUUGUUAUUAAAUUUGGCCACACAUUGAAAGCUACCUCUAGUGUGUGAUAUGAGUGAUAUGAAUUAUAUAUAAGAAAUGAUGUGGUUUACAAUAAAAUCGUCUCCAGUUGUACACCUAAAAUUAUAAGUUAAAUAUGAGUUUCCCCGAGUACUCGACCAGCGAAUCCGAGUUCAAGUGGUCAACGACAUCGUAUAGACUUGACGAGCUUGGUAGACGAUUUAAAUUUCCUCGAGUGGUUCGUUUAGCUGAAGGGUAUUGUUCCGACAUUGAAGCAGAAGGCUUCUCAAAAGAUGACAUCAUUGGAAUCGAUAAUGUCUUAACUAUUGAGAAGGUUGCAGCCCACUUUGCCAACAGAAAAGGCGGGGUCACGUCGAUAGGUGAUGACGAACGAAGUUACGAACGGCUAAGCGAAGACAUACUGGUACCUUUAAAUUACAAAGGAAAGGUCAAAAUCCGAAACCAAGGUAUAAAAUAUUCAACUGUUCGAGAACUAGUGGAGGACUUUCCGCGUUUUGCAAAAGUAUGUAAAAAUCUAUCGGCUAUAGGAGCGGACGAUAGGCCGUUACAUAUACUUGCCGGAACAACGAUAGAAUUGGUGCAAGUAGUUGCUGGGAGAGACAACCAACCAGGUGAACUUGUAGUGCAGUUCCAGAUCCAAGAGAAGCCGGUGUACGCCAAGGUUUCUAUUCUCGAGGCAGGACUGUUUCGGGCAGAAUCCGACGACGCGGAAUAUACAAUCAAGGAAGUAGUUGACAGGUUUAAGUUACCGCAAGUCGUAAAGUUCAUCGACGAUGAGAUUCGAAAGGUUUACACCAAGGACAUUCUUGAAGGCAUCGGAAACAUGCGAACCAUUACAGAAACCCUCCAACUGAAUCGAGUUGUUUCUCAAAGUGUCCUCGUGGGCCACUACAAACCCGUCGAAGGAUAUGGUCAAACGGAUACCGAAAAGGUUAAAAAGCGAACCCUUGUGGUUCUUCCUAUGGAUCAUCCGGAAAUACGAGAAAUCGAAGUCAAUGUUUUGGAAGACGAUGGAGAUAUAUCCGACAUUUACGAGAGAGUAUUCAACGUAUGCAACAUCUCGAACUCAUUGGACGUUGUUGAUACAAUUUACGUAGAAUUCAGUAAGGACACUCCGACUCCGAAGAUUUUCAAAUUGGACGAUGCUGCCCAUGCCAAUACAACUGGCAGGAGACAACUGGACCAAGCCUCCGGGCCUCUGCCUGUGUCUAAACCACCCAAACCGUUACCACCCUCACCUGGUGUUGUCGACGGUACUUUAUCACCCUCUAAUAGCACGCAAGCACCACUAGCUCGAGGAAAGCAGCCUUCACCACAAGCCAACAAACCUGCAUCUCUAUCACUCAGUCCACCGUCCAAGCUUCCGGAGGAAUCUUCUUCCCAGACGGACUAUGAGAUUAUGUCUCCAUCACCAAUUUCUUCAUCACAGAAAGGUCAACAAACAACCCAACGAGCGACAGCUUUCUCCAACUUUCCACAGACACCACAAACACCAAAAACGCCUACGACUCCACAGUUUAGUCGCACCAAAGCACUACCACCCGAACCGCAAUCACUCACGCAACGUCUUAAAACAAAAGCGAACACGCCUGAAGUCAACGAAAAAGCUAAUCAAGGCGACUAUGAACAAAUGGAAAACAUCCAAACCUCAGCUCCAAGGAAGAUGCCCCAGAAUCGCGCUAUAAAACCGGCGAUCAGACCAGAUCUACCCAAUGAUCCAGCGAAACAAAGUGAAUAUGAACGCCUGGAUGACGCAAUAGUGCCAGCAAGUUUGCCGCCAGACCUACCGCCGUCCUUACCUCCGCAUCGUCCCAGAAAGAAUCCCCCGGCACCAGUGCCAGAAAAGACCGACAUAAACAUGUAUGAAAAUCGAAAACCUGCAAAUGGUGUCGGUCAAAAAACAGAUGCAGACGGCGGUCGGUCGGGACAAGCUGAUUAUGAGGACAUGGAACCCGGCAUACCAGUUCAGCGCGCACCGUCACCUCCUCAAGACGACAAUGAUUCGAGCGACUAUCUGAAACCAACUCCACGAGUCGACGCAUUACCCAUCAAAAUUGAAAAGUUUAAGAAAUGGAGACCUGGAAUAUUUCAACGCAAAAAGAUUGAAAACCAGUAUACGCCGGAACCAAAAAAGCCCCUGCCUGUUGCACCACCUGCUGUUAUAAAAGAAAUUCCAAGUUCCAAAGUUGUUCCUCCCACUGUGUCACGGACUGCGGUAGUUAAACCUAUGACUCCCUAUAGUCCCGCAGCAGUGACCGAUACACCUAAAGAACAGUUAAAAUCUUUUCUGGAGUUAAAUUGCAAUGAGCUUGUGGAAAGACUUCAAUUAUGUCGGAUGCUUGACAUGGCCAAAGCGUGCGAAACUGAAGGCUUGGAUGGGUCUUUCUUUGCAAAUAUGGACAAUGAAAGCUUAAUUCAGGUGUUUAAGCUGAAUACGAUGACUUUGCUCAAGUUUAAGAAAAUGAGGGAUGAAAACUGGGUUCCCAAUGAGUGAUAAUUGUUAAAAGUGAUAUAUAUCUAACACUCGUUUCUAGACUUGUGCGUCUUAACAUGUAUAAUUUGAAUGAUAUGAUAAUUCUGGUGUUACACUAGUCUCUUCUAUUAUGUGUAACUUUCGCAUUUGUUAAAAGUGUAAUUUGUUUAAAAUUAGUAUUAAAGGGAUCUUUUCACGCUUUGGUAAAUUGACAAAAUUGAAAAAAGUUGUUUCAGAUUCGUAAGUUUUCGUUUUAGUUAUGAUAUUUAUAAGGAAACAGUAAUACUGAACAUUAACCAUGCUCUAAUAUAGCCAUUAUAUGCAUCUUUUGAUAAUUUUAAAACCUAAAAAUUAUAAAGCGUUGCAACGCGAAACGAUUGAAUAAUUUGGAGAGUUCUGUUUUUGUCGUUAAAUUUUGUGAAACUACAAAGAUUGCUUAUAUAAGGUAUAAAAUACGUCACGAAUGUGUACUCGGCGGAAUAGCUCAGUAGGCUAGAGCGUUUUUACUUCAGGACUCUGGCAGGACUCCAGGGGUCACUGGUUCCAAACCUGCUCCGGGCAAUGUUCUUUUCCUUUUUUAUUUUUUUUUUCUUGAUUUUUUACUGGAGCUUUUACGAUCCAAUGUUUACAUUUAUCAAUAUAAAGCAUUUAAUGAAUAAGUUAAAAAAAAUGGCAAAAUCUGUGAAAAGGCCCCUUUAAUGAGUAGAAUAACUGUACAGGUAUAACUAAUUUUCUGUUUCAAAUCAAUUAAGACAAUCAACGAAUACUUUGCAUAAAAUACAAUUAAUACUAAUGACACUAACAACUUGAAUUCGUCGCCUUCUAUUUAAACGGUUGAUUGUGUUUGUAUUUUAGACGACUUAGGACACACGAUAGUGUACAUUAAGUGUACAUAAAGCGCAAUUAAAUCUGCGACUUGUUCAAUAAUGUGGCGUAUUCCAUAAAUUUCAAAUUAAAAAUUACAUCUUCGAUUGUGGUUUUUAUCCUGCCCACUGGUACGAAGGAUAAAUCGUACCAAUAAUGAAAAAAGGGGACAAAAAGGAUCCUUCUAAUCAUAGAGGAAGCACCUUGGUAAAUGCAUUUUUUUCAAUAUGUAUAUGAAACAUAAUCAAUUGCUUGUGGGAGGGUAAAAUAUGCGUAAUCCUGUUCGAUGCGGUUUUAAGAGACAAACAAAGUACAACCGAUUGUAUUUUUUUCUUUACAGCAUUAUACAAAAUGUUCUUUUGUGGAAGCGUAAGCUAUAUUGCGGUGUGACUGAUUAUGAAAGAUAAUAUAUAGUUUAUGAAACAGUCAAAUCUUGUAUACACAAAACACUCAGGAUACGUCAUAAUCCGACGUCUUCCAAGUAUCUCUUAGCGUCAAACAGGGGAGAUCCAAGUCAACGCUUAUAUUUUAUAUUGUAUAUAUAUUGUAAUGAUUUUAAACAUUGUAUUCAUGUCCAACAUUUUACAAAUGACGAUUGGCAUUUUCUUUCGGAUCUUAUGCUGAUAUUUUCUGACGAUAUUGUUUUAUUUACUACUGUCCCAGUAAACCUUUCGAACAAACUUAACGAUAUAUAACCUUAAGUCUUCAAAAUGGGUUCUUAAAAUAAAAUUAAAAAUUAAAAGAAAUCAUGAAUAUUUGAAAAACGUUAAAGCAUGUUCAACUAUUCGCGUUCAAUAAAUAAUGAGUGUAAAAACAUUUUAUUAGUUUUGUGCACCUAGGUAUAAAUUUCAAUUAUACUGGAAAUAUGUCUCAUACUGUAAAAAUAUUAAAUGACCGAGCGUUUAGAGCAUUUCAUCACAGUGCAUCUAUUUUAAGCCUUUUCAAACGAGCUGUCAAAACCAAACUAGUUCUAUUCGAUUGAGUUAUUACGCCAAUCUACUACAUGGUUAUGAAAUUUUGGACAUGUAUGACACCUGCGAUAAUAAUAAGUUAUUACAUGAAAAUUGUCAAUAACAAAAAUUCAUUAUUUUACCAAGCGUUAAUGAAACAGAUGAAUAUUUUAUCAAUUUAAAUUGUAAGAAAAGUAAUCUACGGUUCCAAGCUUUAAAAUCAACUUAAGACAACUUGGCUUUAGCUAUAUAUACUAAGGAAAUAUACAUCCAUUCACACGCGACGUUAAAUACAUUGUAACACACAGACUAAAAGAUCAAUGUGAACAAGAAUAAAAUGAUAUAUCUGCAACAUAGAUAAUACAGAUACCUAUGUAAAAUACAAUGAAAAAAGCUUAAUCUUUAAAUAUAACUUAUCAUUCAUUUAUAACAAUACAACUAUAUAUACAAAUACAAACAUUUAAGAAUAUACAAUUUCAUGAAGAAGAAACAUGGACCUCAAGACUAAAAUACUCAAAAUAAUCACAACCCCCCCCCAAAAAAAAUGAUAUGGUUCUCAUGCAACUAACAACGUUUGCUAGGUCCAUAAUGUAUAUACGUUAAAGUGAUAUAAUGGGCAUUUUUCACUGUUAAAUUGAGCUGAAAAGAAUUAAAAUGUCAAAAGAGUUAGUUAAAAUGUGGUUACUGACCAAUUAUCUGCAACUCAUCUUGCUACCA